Molecule: messenger RNA, 1296 nt
Organism: Mesorhabditis spiculigera
Lineage: Eukaryota; Metazoa; Nematoda; Chromadorea; Rhabditida; Rhabditidae
Source: the annotation of a GenBank genome assembly
AUGCGGUUGUCCUCUAGUCGGUCCCUUCACCCGUCCUUUAAAAAGUAUUACAGUAACGGAAACGUCACCUGGAUCCCUCCGGCCAUCAUCAGAAGCACGUGCAAUAUUGAUAUCGCUUGGUUUCCGUUCGACACCCAGCGCUGUAGUAUGAAGUUCGGGUCGUGGACGUAUUCCGGCUUUUUCACGGAUCUCCGAAAUCAAACCUCAUCUACAGCCACGUAUCAGCCGAAUGGGGAGUGGCAACUUUUGGGGCUCGAAUCCGGACGUUCGAUCUUCUACUAUGAAUGCUGCCCAGAGCCAUAUUAUGAUGUCACAUUCACUAUCACUAUCCGAAGACGCACACUUUACUACGGGUUCAACCUUGUGCUCCCCUGUAUGUUGAUAUCAGCUCUUGCUCUUCUCGGCUUCAGUCUUCCUCCGGAUUCUGGGGAAAAGCUCAAUUUGUGUGUGACAAUCUUCAUGUCUCUCUGCGUGUUCAUGUUGAUGGUGGCUGAGGCGAUGCCCCAAACUUCUGAUGCCUUACCGUUAAUUGAGGUGUACUUCUCGUGUAUAAUGUUCGAAGUGGGGGCAAGUGUAUUAUGCACAGUGUUGGCACUCAACUUUCAUCAUCGUGGGCCCGAGCAGUAUCGUCCGAUGGGGGCUACGACGCGAAAGCUGCUCCUUGAUUGGUUACCAUCAAUGGUAUUCCUGGAGAGACCGGCCGAUUUCUUUCCCCCAUCUCCAUGUCCUGGUAAUGGAUAUAUCAAAGAUACACCCAGAAAAAAGCGUUACACCUAUGAUGUGGUAGAGGUGGAUCGACAGUUGUUGAAACAUCCUGGACAAUAUCCAAGGACUACUGUACAUCUCGAUUUAUGCUCGGGGAAGAAUGGCAAAAAAGAAGCCCCGCCAAACGUGGCCCCAACCCACAAUUCCGCGCAUAACAAUGUCGCUCCAACAUCAAAACCACCUACCUCUCCCGAGCGAUCACCACCGUAUUUGUAUACGAGAAUACCCCCGCCGCUGCAUCACCAUAAUGAAGAUGAGCAUCAACCUCGGAACGGGUCGAUAGAUAGGGGUCUCGAGAAGAAGAUGAUUACGAUGGCUCGAACUCACAUGGACGAUACCCAAUUCCACAGUCUCAUCCAAGAAAUAAAGGUCAUUUCCAACAAGAUCCGCAAGGAGGAGAUGAUGCACAGCGUGCGCGGCGAGUGGAUCUUUGCCGCGAUGGUCAUCGACCGGAUUUGCUUCAUCAGUUUUUCUUGUUUUCUCUUUAUCUGUACAUUCAUCAUCGGCUACAAGGCGCCCCAUCUUUUCGCC